UAACGUUGUCACGGGUGGUGUUUACUUUUUGCACGGUACGGCGCAGUUCUCCCGUGGAACGUCGCCACUGACAGUUAAAGGUGUUUGUUUUGUUGGCGGCGAGUGUGUUGUUAAAAACGUUGGUAUUGUUUCCGUGAUGGAAGAUUAGGGAGAUACAGAGAUGCUUCCACCGCGGCGUCCGCCGAACAGAAGGCGACAGUGGCCUUCAGCGUUGUUUGUGUUGUCACUCGUCAGUGUUAUGACGCGCCGAUACGAUGCAAACCUGUUUUGUACUGAUUGUGAAUACGUUGUUGUGCAGCUACAUCGAUGCGGUGGGGGUUCUGUCACUUCUGUGUUCUCCGCUGAAAAGCUGUAAAUUAUCUUUUAUUUGCGCCUCCGACGGUUCCCAUCGGAAACAUGUAGAAUCAGAGAAUUAUUAAUUGUAAUGCGAAUUUUAUUUCUCAUGGAAUUUUAUCGAUUAUUUUUUGUUGUGGUGCGAAGAAAAGAACAUUUGAGAAAAAUGAGAAGGCGAUGUUGAUCUUGUGACGAUGGCGGAGUUGCAGCAGCAUCCUCAGCAGCCAGCAGCCUCGGCGGCGGGCGAUAAGCGGGCUCCGCUGGCCAACUUCCUGGCCGGGUUGGAUGAGUUCAAGACGCCGGUGGAGGCCAUCAGUGAGCUGCCCAAGCAUGAGAAGAUGGACGGCAACGGCUCGUGGACGGAGGCGGAGAUGGAGAGCGAGCUGCUCUACUGGGUCCAGCGGUACCUUGCGCACCUCGGAUGCCCAGUGGAAUACGCUAUCCCCUGCGCCCGUGCUAUAGUAACGGAAGUCUUCGGCGGGGAUUUCCGCGUAGAGAACUUUCACGCCAUCCCCUCACAGCUCGCGAAAAUUGACCCCACGGACGGUGCCGACGAUGGAAUACGCUUCUAUCCCGAGCCCCAUCACAACGGCAACGGCGAAGUGGGUGCCCUUCACAAUGGGAAGAAUUCCCUACCUGUGGUGUCAGCGAAGAACCUGUAUCAGCAUGCUGUGGAGAAGGCCAUCGAGUUGCUAACACGCUGGAAAGAAAAUCCGCCCCGACUGGAACCGGUCAUGCUGCCACAUAAGGUGUCGGUAUACGCCACGCGAAAUAAACGGCCCGGAAUGGAGGAUCGGCAUGUAGUUAUCCCGGAUUUGCGCGCCACGAUGGAUCUGAAGGGCAUCAAGGAGCCGGUGAGUUUCUACGCCGUGUACGACGGGCACGCCGGUGCGGUGGCUGCCUCCUACUGCGCCGCCCAUCUACAUCGCCUGAUGGCCACCAGUCGCUUCUUCGACAACAACGUCCCCGAAGCGCUCGUGGAGGCCUUCCAGGCCACCGAUGACCUCUACAAGGAAAAGGGAUUGCGGGAUAACGAUUACAGUGGGACGACGGCGGUUGUGGCUGUGAUAAACGACAACAAGCUGCACAUUGCUUGGGUGGGCGAUUCGGAGGCGGCCAUCGUGCAGAAUGGGCAGGCUGUCAGGCUGGUGGAGCCGCGGCAUAUCGCAUCAGACGAGGCGGAAAGAGCCCGUGUUACGUCGGAAGGUGGCACGGUUAUCAUGAAUCAGGGUGGCUGGCGUGUGGGUGCCAUCCUCACUGUUACACGAGCGAUUGGUGACAGCACUCUGAAACCCUACGUGACCGCCAAACCCGACGUGCGCACCCUGGAGUUAACGGGGAACGAAGAUUAUCUGGUGAUCGCCUGCGAUGGACUGUGGGACGAACUGGAUCCGGUGGGCGCUAUGCAGGAGACCAACCGCUUCCUCCGCGAACACCCCGACAGACCCCUCGAUGUGGCCAAGGCCCUGGCGGAGAAAGCCCGCAAAUCCGGGUCGAUGGACAACAUCACCGUCCUGGUUGUUAUGCUCAAGCCCUUAGAGCAAGUCCUCGAGGCGGUCCGCCAGCAACCGGAGGCCAUCGCACAGGCGGAGGCGGCGGACGGCGGGGACCUGCUGGGGAUAGGAAUGGGACCGAAUCUCAGCAGUUCCCCCGAUGAGUUUGCCGAUCUGGUGGACAGUACAGAUUUUAGCGAGAUGAACAGUGGGCCUAACCCGUUUGAGGACACGCCGCUGGAUGCCGAUCAGAGUGGAUUGGAAGCCAGUGAUCAGGCGGCCACAGCCGAUACUGAGUGGACCUACCAGAAGACGACUGACGAUCACCAGGACAACCCGACGGCGGUGUUGCACGCCCUGGAUGAGGCCAUUGGGGAGCCGUUGCUCAGUUUCGAGGAAGAAGUCCCGCCAACGCAGAUCCAUCCUUCCAGUUCGGCGGUGGUGGAGGCCGGGGGCCCGGCAUUUGUCGAUACCCCGGCGCACAAUGUGCAGACCACCACCGUUGCAGGAUUAAUUGAGCUGCAGCGGAAGGAGGAGGAGAAACGCGCGGAGAAGGUGCCAGAGUUUGUGAAAGUGUUUGAGCCGGCUGCUGAGCAGAGCCUGCCAGAGCCCGCGCCGGCUGAUGCUGUGGCAGAUCGGACAGUAGAUGAGAAGCCCGCUUCCGCAGAUGUCGUGCCGGAAGUGGCUCAGGUAGUUCCUUCGACCGAAGCUGCUCAGCCGACUAAAGAGACGAGAGAGAAGACACAGCCGUUGCAGAAGACCGCAGCGGCGACAAAAGCAGCGGGUAAGACGCCGCCCACCACCAAGCCCACCCCCAGCAUGCGCUCAAUGAAGACGCCGGCCGCCACCAGUCCCAAGAGCGCCCCGACACCGACCACGAAAUCCGCCGACAGUCCUGUUGGGAAAUCCACGGGGGUGAGUAAAGCGGAACCAACGGAGAAAAAAACCAGCACUGCAACGCCUCCCAGUGCUGCAUCGAAGCGUGCACCCGCAACGGUGGCCACGCCUCGACCUGCUGCGACACCGCGGACAUCCGCUAGGGAGACUGUGAAACCCGUAGAAGCGCCUAAAACGCCCCGCCCGUCGGUCCCCAGAGCCGCAACUAGUGUGGCAGCGAAAACUAUUGGAGUUCCUUCGGCGACGCCCGUAGCGGCUAAACCUUCAGCGACGGCACCGAGUGCUUCACCCACAACGAAACCCGCGACAGUACCAGCAGUUGUGGCGCCUAGCGAUCCUGCUAAAAAACGCCCGACACCCAGUACACCGCGAGCUGCAACCACUGCGCCGCCGAAACGCUCGAUACCGGUCGCGACGAAGGCCCCGGCGGAAAAGAAGUCGGACGCGGUGCCGGAGGCUGCCGGGGAGCCAUCCAGCAACGAAUCAGUGAAAACGACGGCGCCAGCUACUAAACCGCGGGCUAUGACAGUUCGAAGCACCGCUCCCGCUCCCCGGAAGGCGCCCGAUACUCUUCAGGCGGGUGGGGAUGCGGCCAAGAAGAGUCCGGUAACGGAAGGUAGCAAACCAUCGCCGACAACCCGCGCAGCGUCGGCUCGCACUCCGAGUGCCCCCUCGGCGCGGUUAUCGAGUAAGGCGACCGCCAAAACCUCAGAAAGUGUCGGCAGCCGCCCCCUGAACGGCACCGGAAGCAUGGCCGCCCCUAAAACCAAGCCGGCGACUCCGGCCGCUUCGGCGCGCAGUGCGCCGGUGAAAAAGACCGCAGAUACGAAGAAAACGGCGGCCGCGGUGGGUGGUGCUGCUGCAGUAAAUGGGAACGCGAAGGAGACGAAGGUCAAUGGUAUUCGGGAAGAGAAAAGUGCCGCGGAGGCUGCGCCCUCGCAACCGGCCAAUGUCGAGGAGAAUACCGUGGUGGGUUAGAAGGAACACCGAAGAGUUUUGUUAGUUUUUGUUUUGCUCUCGAUUGUGCGGGUGUUCGACUGUUUCAGCGAGUGGAUCGUUUUAAGGGGGGCGCGUGCGAGAUGCUCUUCGACAUCGGCUGUUUUUAAUCGCUUUUUCUGCAUGAUUUAUACGGGGUUUUCUGUGGAUAGAAUUGGAAUGGUUCGGAAUUUGUGGGAAAUGAUUGCUGGGUUGUUGUGCGAAGGCGUUUUUCGCUACCAGGUUUUUUUCUUGUUUGAUUUUUUCAUGGGUUAAUGUGUACAUGUUAUGGCAGCUGUUUUUGUUCGUUUUAGCCAUCGCGAUAGAUAAUUUUAGCGAUGGAUUUCUUCUCGCGGUUUUUUUUGAGUGAAUAAUGUUUUUGCUGAUUUAAUGGUAACAAUAAAAACCUUUUUUAUGAA
This is a messenger RNA of Paramacrobiotus metropolitanus, 4117 nucleotides long. RefSeq lists its product as uncharacterized. Gene Ontology annotation, biological process: protein dephosphorylation; negative regulation of protein kinase activity. The record is from RefSeq and is a predicted model, not a curated record. The transcript is spliced from 9 exons. The coding region runs from base 528 to 3701 and encodes 1057 amino acids. Lineage: Eukaryota; Metazoa; Tardigrada; Eutardigrada; Parachela; Macrobiotidae. Gene Ontology annotation, molecular function: cation binding; protein serine/threonine phosphatase activity.